GAAUCAUGGGAUCAGAAUGUGACAAAGUCGCGAUGUGCACUUUUUGCUUGAUUUCAUGUCUCGAUACGCUCUCACUGGGGCGUGUGUCGCUCUUCUGUCAUCACGUGUUAUAUAGUAGGAAGUGGGACUGCUACUACUAGCAUUGUGAUACCUAUAGCCGAUUCAGAGUAGCCUGCUGUGACACAGAACAACUAUGUGAACUUAUUUAAUUUGCUCUGCAUUGGAGUAUACGUCAGUACACAUUUGGGUAUAGAAACAAAGCAGUACGGUGGUAGGAUUCUUGCAAAAGAGAUGUUCCACAGUUCCUCCACACGCGAUUUCAGACUAGCAUCAACAUGAGCGGAUUCACAACAAAGAACAUGUGCACUGCUCAGUGGUUUAAAGUAGCACACGUUUAAAAAAAACUUGACAAAUAUUCGCUAAAUACUACGAACCCUUAUUGUCAUCCAAUGGAUAAAGUUGCAAACCGUUUAGCAAUGCGUCUUUGUUGUAGGCGAGGUUAGGUCAAGGGUCAAACUACUAGGCAGAUACUCCCCCCUCUACCCCUGCAGCUGGGUGGGUGAGUAGUGAGUACAUCAUGUAACACAGUGCUGAAGUCCUCAUGCACACGCACAAAUGCACCAGCUCCCGUUAAACUAUGUCCUCUGAACUUGAAACGGGUGACAACUCUGACGUCUAUUCAGUCGGGAUGUCCAAGUUGCGGGUGGCCGUGGUGGGUGCCGGGGCCGCCGGUCUGUGCGCGGCGCGACACAUCCUGGCCCGCCCGGCGCUCUACGACCCGCCGGUGGUCUACGAACUCACGGAGAACGUGGGCGGAACCUGGUGCUACGAGGAAAGGGUCGGUUGCUACGGCAACGGACAUCCCAUCCCCAGCAGUAUGUACAAGAACCUCAGGACGAACCUUCCCAAAGAGGUCAUGAUGUUCCCAGACUUCCCCUUCGACGAGCAGCUCCCCAGCUUCCUCCCCCACCAGGAAGUGCAGCGGUACUUGGAGCGCUACUCCCAGAGCCACCAGGUCACACCUCACAUCCAGUUUAGCACCGUGGUGGACGAGGUGAAGCCCAUCAGCUUGGAGACGGAGGGGGCGGAGCCUAAGACUGUGUGGGAGGUGAAGUCAUCGGAUAAGGAAGGAUCCCAGAAAAUGGAACGCUUUGACUCAGUUUUUGUGUGCAGUGGGCACUAUUCAGACCCUUGCCUUCCAGACAUCCCGGGAAUGGAACACUUUAAAGGCACAGUGAUGCACAGCCACUCCUACAGGGUUCCAGAGCCGUACUCGGGUCAGUCUGUAGUGGUUCUGGGAGCCGGAGCAUCUGGUCUGGACAUCUCCAUGGAGCUGGCCGGGGCCAACGCGCAGGUGGUUCUGAGUCACGGGAAACCGCCGUUUACCUUCCCCCUGCCCCCUGGGCUUCGACAGGCCCCCCCCCUCACCAGGGUCAACGAAGACGGAACCUUUUCUUUCCAGGACGGCUCCGGCACCAGGGCCCAGGUGCUGCUGCUCUGCACCGGCUACAACUACACCUUCCCCUACCUGCGGGGGCCGGCGCUGGGCCUGGAGGUCCGGCGGGAGCUGGUGAGCCCCCUGUAUCGCUUCCUCAUGCCCCCGGCCUUCCCCUCGCUCUUCAUCAUCGGCGUCUGCAAGCUCAUCCUGCCCUUCCCCCACUUCCACUGCCAGGUCCAGUUCGCCCUGCGGGUCCUGGAGGGGGCCGCCCCGCUGCCGUCGGGCCCCCAGAUGGAGGAGGAGGUGCGGGAGCACAUGGAGGCCCAGCGGCGCCUGGGGGUGCCCAGCAAGCACCUCCUGCGGAUCCAGAAGGAGCAGUGGGGGUACUGCCAGGACCUGGCCCGGGACGGGGGGUUCGCCCCCAUCCCGGCCGUCACCCGCAGCCUCUACGAGGAGGUGUGGAGGUGCAGGAACGUGCACCCGCAGGACUACCGCAAGGCCAACUACCGGCUGGCCAGUGACACCCAGUGGGUGCUGAAAGACUGACCCCCCCCCCACCCCCCCCCCCCCCCCCCCCCCCCCCCCCCUCCAGUGCCCCUAGGUCUGGGCUAGAGGAGGGCAGUGUGUUGUGUGCGGGACGGUAGGAUUCAUAAUGAGGUGCUAAUGCUGGUGGGAUCCAUGACAGCAGAACUGUGAACAACAACUGUGAGCAAUCAAGAAGAAAAGAUGGGACGAUUUUAUACAAAUCAAACUGAGGAUUUUAUACAAUAUAAACGGAGGAUUUUAUACAAUAUACGAGUCCAGUUGACACAGAUAGGGUACAAAUAUACAAUGUCUUGUUUAUUUUGAUUUUGAAUAUCUCAUUGUGUUUUCUCAGGAUUUGAAUUUUCCAGUUACAUUUACUUUUAAUUAAAAGCUUUUUAAAUAACAUUUCAAUUCUU
Molecule: messenger RNA, 2379 nt
Organism: Gadus chalcogrammus (walleye pollock)
Lineage: Eukaryota; Metazoa; Chordata; Actinopteri; Gadiformes; Gadidae
Exons: 9
Coding region: 638-1984 (448 amino acids)
Molecular function (GO): N,N-dimethylaniline monooxygenase activity; NADP binding; flavin adenine dinucleotide binding
Source: RefSeq, a predicted model, not a curated record